AUGCCGAAGGAGAAUAAAAUCAAGAAUGCCUUCAAGCGCGCCGACGUCCACAAAAAGGCAAAGCGAGAGAAGGAGCAGUCCAAGCUCCAGCGUCGCCUUGAGAUCAAGAAGGCGGAGAAGGAUAAAGUGAACGGCGCAGCUCUGAAGGCUGAGAGGCUGGCCAAGAAUAUCCCAAUUACUCUUGACAACACCCGUGUUUUCGACUCGAGCUCAUAUCUCACCGCCAACCCGGCUACAUUGAGAGAGCUGGAAAGAAAAGCCGAGGAGGCAAGCCGAAUCGCGAAUGGGCAAGGGUCAACUGGAGAUCAAGACAACGACAGUGAUUCGGGCAACGAGAGUAUGCCAGAGGCUGGUCCCUCUCGUCACCGACACCCGGAACAGGACCAGGCUGAAGGAGAACAAGGCGGUCAACACGACGGCGACGACGACGCAGACACAAAAAGCGCCGAUGCCACUAACACAAAUGAUCCCUCCGCCCCCCUCCCCCCUCCUCGUAUCCUUAUCACUACUUCAUCAUCUCCUUGCAAGUACACGUAUCAAUUCUGCGAUGAUUUGAAGAACGUCUUUCCAGGUGGCGAGUUUUUCAAGAGACCCAAGGGAAGAGGUUAUGAGAUAGGGAGAGUCGCAAGGUGGGCUGGAAAGCGUGGCUACGGUGCUCUGAUAGUUGUCAACGAGGACCACAAGUCGCCAAACGCUAUCACUUUAAUCAACCUUCCUGCUGGCCCCACAGCUUAUUUCAAGCUGACCAGUGUCAUCCCUACGGCUAAUCUGAUUGGCCAUGCCCGCCCAACACCCCAUUCUCCUGAAUUGAUCCUCAACAACUUUACCACUCUUCUCGGUAACAGCGUUGGUAGAGUGUUUGGGUCUCUGUUCCCACCUCAGCCUCAAUUCCGUGGCCGUCAGGUUGUAACAUUGCAUAAUCAGCGGGACUUUCUCUUCUUCCGUCGUCAUAGAUACAUGUUCUCUUCAGCUACGUCGGCAAAGUUGCAGGAAAUCGGCCCUCGUUUCACGCUGAAGCUCCGUUGGCUGCGCAACGGUUUGCCAGCAGUAACGGCGCCUGACGGACGCGCACCAACAGGAGGCGAUCAUGAGGCAGACCUUGACUCUGACUCUGACGGGGAAGACAUAGACCAAGCGACAAUCAAUAAAAAGGAACAGGAUGACGAAGAUGAGGCCAUGAAGGAGAUCGGACAACCCUCCGCGAAGGCUAGUCAGCAAAAGGGGAUCAAAGUUCCCGCAUUGGACGAGGAGCAAGAGUACGAAUGGAAGUGGAAGCCCAAAAUGGAAGUCUCCCGAAGGACUUUCUUCCUGUGA
Messenger RNA from Cryptococcus wingfieldii CBS 7118, 1314 nucleotides. Its product is annotated as ribosome production factor 1. The record is from RefSeq and is a predicted model, not a curated record. Gene Ontology annotation, cellular component: preribosome, large subunit precursor; nucleolus. The transcript is spliced from 7 exons. NCBI's taxonomy places the organism in Eukaryota, Fungi, Basidiomycota, Tremellomycetes, Tremellales, Cryptococcaceae. Gene Ontology annotation, biological process: maturation of LSU-rRNA; maturation of 5.8S rRNA. The coding region runs from base 1 to 1314 and encodes 437 amino acids. Gene Ontology annotation, molecular function: rRNA primary transcript binding.